Austrofundulus limnaeus is the source of this 335-nucleotide messenger RNA. RefSeq names its product annexin A5. Lineage: Eukaryota; Metazoa; Chordata; Actinopteri; Cyprinodontiformes; Rivulidae. Gene Ontology annotation, cellular component: vesicle membrane; plasma membrane; nucleus. Gene Ontology annotation, molecular function: calcium-dependent phospholipid binding; calcium ion binding; phosphatidylserine binding. The record is from RefSeq and is a predicted model, not a curated record. Gene Ontology annotation, biological process: negative regulation of coagulation.
GGGGCAGGAACAGAUGAGAAGGUGCUGGUGCAGAUUCUCGCCUCCAGAACACCUCAGCAGGUGAAGGACAUCGUCGCUGCUUACAAACGGGCUUUAAGGCAGGAGAGCAGAAGUUUGGAACUGAUGAACAGACGUUUGUCACCAUCCUGGGCAACCGGAGCGCCGAACAUCUCAGAAAAGUGUUUGAUGUUUACAUGAAGCUGUCUGGAUACGAGCUAGAGGAGAGCAUCAAGAGGGAAACGUCAGGCUGCCUGAGAGAACUGCUCCUAGCAGUUGUGAAAUGUGCCAGGAGCGUUCCAGCCUAUUUUGCUGAGACCCUGUAUCACGCCAUGAAG